UCGCACACCGCGCCCGGGGGAUGGCACGGAUCGCUCACUGUGCCAGGGGGCAGCCGGGACUCACUCACUGUGCCAGGGGGCAGCCGGGACUCACUCACUGUGGCCCGGCGGUACCCAGGACUCUCAGCCACCUGUUGCUGGUGCUGUGCCUGCUGACUAUCGCCUCUGCCCAGGAACUGCUCACUAAUGGCGUAAAUGGCUACAGCCUGCACCCCCCAUACUUCAACUUGGCAGAGGGCACCCGGAUCUCGGCCACGGCCACCUGCGGGGAGGGCGAGGAUGGCAGAGCCAUGGAGGAGCUUUACUGCAAGCUGGUCGGGGGGCCAGUGUCCGGAGACCCUUCGCAGACCAUCCAGGGACAGUACUGUGACAUCUGUAUGGCUCACAGCAGAGAGAAGGCUCACCCAAUCACCAACGCCAUCGAUGGAACGGAACGUUGGUGGCAAAGUCCCCCAUUGUCUCGCGGAUUGGAGAACAACGAGGUCAACGUUACCCUGGACCUGGGCCAGGUUUUCCAUGUCGCCUACGUGUGGAUCAAGUUUGCCAACUCCCCGCGCCCGGAUUUAUGGGUACUUGAGAGGUCCACAGAUUAUGGGGCCACGUACCAGCCCUGGCAGUACUUUGCCUCUUCUAAGAGGGACUGUAUUGAGGUCUUUGGGCGUCACGCAAUAGACAGGAUCAUCAAUGACGAUGAUGUCAUAUGUACGACAGAGUAUUCCCGCAUCGUGCCUUUGGAGAACGGAGAGGUGGUGGUGUCCUUGGUCAUCGGACGUCCGGGUUCCAUGAAUUUCACCUACUCUCCCGUGCUGAGGAACUUCACCAAGGCCACGCACAUCCGUCUGAGGUUCCUGAGGACCAACACUUUACUGGGACAUCUCAUGGGCAAGACCCUGAGGGAUCCCACCGUGACCCGCAGGUAUUAUUACAGCAUUAAGGACAUUAGUAUCGGCGGGCGCUGCGUGUGUAACGGGCACGCCGAGGUGUGCAACGCCAGGGACCCCGUCAACCCGUACAGGCUCCAGUGCGUCUGCCAGCACAACACAUGCGGACCGUCCUGCGACAGCUGCUGUCCGGGGUACCACCAGUUACCAUGGAAACCAGCCACCAUGGAUAAUGCUAACGAAUGCGAACCGUGUAACUGUAACGGACACGCGCAUGACUGUUACUACGACGCGGACGUCGACCAACGCAGGGCCAGCAUGAAUCGCCAAGGACAGUACCUGGGAGGAGGCGUGUGCGUAGAUUGCCAGCACAACACAGAUGGCGUUAACUGUGAACGUUGUCGAUUAGGAUACUACAAAUCUCCUGACCACCCGACCGAUUCUCCUUAUACCUGCCAGAGGUGUAACUGUGAGUCGGAGUACAUGGACGGGACGUGCGAGGAUCUGACGGGAAGGUGUUACUGCAAACCCAACUACACCGGAGAGGACUGCAGGUCAUGCGCUGAAGGAUACACGGACUUCCCGGAGUGUUACCCUGUCCCUGACGCUCCGAGCGGGAACACCGGGGAACAAAUUCUUCCAGCUGGAGAGAUCAUUAACUGCGAUUGCUACGUUGCCGGGACCGCUGGAAACGCCUGCCGCAAGGACCCUGUUAUAGGAGCUUGUGUCUGCAAACCCAAUUUCCGGGGGGAAGCUUGUGAUAUGUGUGCUCCGCGGUACUUUGGCCCCAACUGCCAAGAAUGCUCGUGCACCGGACCUGGCGUGUACGACGGCAGCUGUGACAAGGACAGCGGGCAGUGUGUGUGUCGGGACGGCUUCGAAGGGUUCUACUGUGAUGGAUGUUCUCCCGGCUUCUUUAAUUAUCCCCUCUGCCAACUGUGCGGCUGCAGCCCCGACGGCACGCUACCAGAAGGCUGCGACGCCAACGGCCGUUGCUUUUGCAAACCCGAGUAUGACGGUCCACGGUGUGAGCAGUGCAUCGUGGGAUAUUACUCUUACCCCCAUUGCCAAGCGUGUUCCUGCGACCCUCGAGGUUCUGUGGACAAUAACUGCACCCCGACAGGUCAUUGCCGGUGCCACCCCAGUUACGCGGGACCCACCUGCAAUCAGUGCUCGCCUGGAUUUUACGGCUUCCCAAGCUGCACACCUUGUCACUGUUCUCAGGAGGGGUCUUUGCACAGCAUUUGCGACCCCCUGAGCGGGCAGUGUCGGUGCCGUCACGGAGUCGCUGGCCUGAAGUGUGACACAUGCGCAAUCGGAACGUACGGCUUCCCCAACUGUGAAGUGGGUCCUUGUAACCCUUCAGGCUCAUCGUCCGUCAGCACGAAUCCUUCAGAGGGGUCCUGUGAGUGUCGGGAACACGUGGAAGGGGCGUCGUGUGAAAAAUGCAAACCCCUCUAUUGGAACCUGGUUCCCGAAAACCCGCAGGGCUGCACAAGAUGUCGCUGUGGCUUCGAAGGCACCAUAAACGGGGUGGAGGAAUGCCAGCAGGUGACCGGUCAGUGCUUCUGCAAACCCAACAUCUGCAGCCGAAACUGCAACCGAUGCAAGGAAGGAUUUUACAAUCUGGAGCCCAACAGUUACUUUGGGUGUCAGGGGUGCCAGUGUGACAUUGGUGGCUCCAUUGGCUUGGCGUGCCACGAGAAGAACGGUGACUGCCAGUGCCGGGAUAAUGUGGAAGGUCCACGAUGUAACCAACCCACACAUGGCUUUUUCUUCCCUGACCUCCAUCACCUGAAGUACGAGGUGGAAGACGGUGUGGCUGCCGAUGGAAGACCGGUUCGUUUUGGCUACAACCCACUGGAGUUUGAGAAUUUCAGCUGGCGAGGAUAUGCCCAAAUGUCCCCCAUACAGCCCAAGGUUGUGUUGACCAUCAACGUCACCUCGCCUGACCUCUUCAGAGUUGUCCUACGAUACGUGAACCGCGGAUCGGACAGCGUGACGGGAAAAGUGUCAUUCAGGGAGGACAGAAAGUCCAACGCUUGUGCAAACUGCUCUGAGCAAAGCAAAACAAUAACUUUCCCUCCGAGUCCCGAACCAUCCUUCGUCACGGUCCCACAAGGCAGCUUUGGGGAGCCUUUUGUCCUGAACCCCAACAUGUGGUCGGUGACGAUUGAGGUGGAAGAUGUUCUCCUGGACUAUCUGGUUCUCCUACCCAGCGCAUACUACGAAGCCCCGAUUCUGCAGAUGAAAGUCACCGAGCCUUGUACCUACCUGCCCGCAGCAGAGCAGAGCUCUCAGAACUGCCUCAUGUACAAAUACCUCACCCUGGAUGGAUUUCCAUCUUCUAAAGCAAGUGAGGGCAUUUGCCACUUGGAUAACAAUCUGCCAAGACCUUGCCAAGCUGAACAGAUCACUCCCCGUCACCCGCCCAUGGUGAUGUGCUAUGGAAGUGACGUUGAUGUCCAGUUCCGCAUGCCGGUCCCUCACCCGGGCAGGUAUGUGCUUCUUGUGGAAUAUUCCAACGAGGAAGACAUGCAGAACGUUAGUAUUGUGGUCAACUCGGCCCAGCGUCCUCCCCAGCACGCGACUUUUACUUUCUACCCCUGCAAAUUCAGUUUUCUGUGCCGCGGGGUGGCUUUAGAUUCUCUUCACAGAGCGGCCACUUUUGACCUCAGCACCGAAGCCAACAUCCGCUUUACGGCAGAUCGGACGCGAUUCCAUCUGGCAAAGAUCUACUUGAUCCCAAGGGAUCAGUUUACCAUGGAAUACAUUGAGCCGCGAGUUCAUUGCAUCUCAGCUCACGGGUCCUUCUCUCCAAGCAGUGGGUCCUGCGUUCCCUCAAGGUUCCAGAAACCUUCGCAGUCGGUGGUCCUCACAGGGGGGAACGUUGGCUCAGUUCCGUCCAAUGUUCCUCUGUCUCAGGGAUUCCUCACACCCUCAGCAGAUGGUCAAAAGGUCCAUCCUUCACCAGGCCAUCUGCCACCUACAGCUGUAGAUGCUACCAAGCUGGUCCGUCUGCAAAGUCCACAGUCGGUGGUGGGAUAUAACGGCCGUGUUCAGUCCCCGGGUCGUUAUGCCAUUGUGAUUCACUAUUAUCAGCCAUCUCACCCAACCUUUACUAUUGAGGUGCUUGUCCAUGGGGGCCGCGUCUGGCAAGGUUCAGCUAAUGCCACAUAUUGCCCCCACGGUUAUGGCUGCCGCAGCUUGGUGGUAUCUGAGAAUCAGGUUGUUCUGGACAUGUCUGAUAACGACCUGACUGUGACCGUCCGUGUCCCGGACGGGAAGAUAAUCUGGCUGGAAUAUGUUUUGGUGAUUCCAGAGGACAGUUACAGCUCCAGUUAUCUGGUGGAGGAACCUCUGGACAAAUCUUACAGUUUUAUCAGUCGGUGCGGAGCCAACAGUUUCCAGAGCAGCCCGGCACCCUCAAAAUUUUGCCGAGACGCGGCUAUCUCGCUGUCUCUUUUCUACAAUAAUGGCGCCCAGCCUUGCCACUGCCAUGAAGUUGGAGCCCUGGGCACAGCUUGCGAGCCGUACGGGGGACAGUGCUCGUGUCGACCCCAUGUGAUUGGAAGAGAUUGUUCGCGGUGCGCCACGGGAUACUGGGGAUUCCCUAACUGCCGACCCUGCGAGUGCGGCUCUCGUCUGUGCAAUGAAGUCACCGGACAGUGCAUCUGCCCCCCUCGCACCAUCAAGCCAGAGUGCACGGCGUGCCAGCCGCAGACAUUUGGAUGCCAUGCUUUGAUUGGCUGCGAGGAGUGCGACUGCUCCAAGGUCGGUUUACAGAACACCACGGAGCCGGGAUGCGACGUCCGGACCGGGCAGUGCACGUGUAAAGAAAACAUCAUGGGUAGAAGGUGUGAGAAAUGUGCCACUGGUUAUUAUGGAUACCCCAACUGCAAGCCUUGUGACUGUAACAGGUCGGGCACAGAGCCCAGUGUUUGCGACCCCAUCUCUGGCCAGUGUCACUGCAAGGAAAACGUAGAGGGUACGACCUGUGACCGCUGCCGCCUGGGGACCUUCUACUUGGACCCUGAAAAUCCCAAGGGCUGCACCAGAUGUUUCUGUUUUGGGGCCACCGAUCGAUGCCACACAGCAUCAAAAUAUCGAGCAGAGUUCAGUGACAUGAAUGGCUGGGUCCUGGUAGGUGGAGAUCGUCAAGAAGUGGAGACCUCUGUGCAGCUGAAUGAGGGUCUUGUUGAGGCGGAUCUUUCAGAUGUUCCUGAUGUGUAUCAGGAGUUUUAUUGGAUUUCCCCAUCUUCUUACCUCGGUGACCGGGUGUCCUCCUAUGGCGGGCUGCUCCGAUAUGAGCUUCACUCUGAGGCACUCAGAGGCGACCCUCUCUAUGUCCCUGUGGAAAGACGGGCCGAUGUCAUCUUAAAGGGAAACCAAAUGACUAUCGCCUUCCUGGAGGCCAAGUACCCAGCGCCCGGGGAGAACCACCAAGGACAAGUACAUCUCCUGGAGGGUAACUUCAUUCACACACAGACUUAUAACCCAGUAUCUCGUGAAGACCUGAUGAUGGUUCUAGCCAAUCUAGAGCAGCUCCAGAUUCGAGCGCUGAACUCCCAGUCUUCUUCCGCUGUGUCUUUGAGAAGAGUUGUCCUGGAGAUUGGACAAGGGACGAGUGGUAGAGAUCGAGCCAACAAUGUAGAGCUCUGCAUGUGCCCAGCCAACUAUAGAGGGGACUCCUGCCAGGAAUGUGCUCCUGGGUUCUACAGAGACACCAAAGGCUUAUUCUUGGGAAAAUGUGUCCCCUGUAACUGCAGUGGACAUUCUGACCAGUGUUUGCCUGGCACCGGAGGCUGCGUGAAAUGCCAGCACAAUACAGAGGGGGAGCGGUGCGAGAGAUGCAAGGAAGGAUUUGUUGCUAACCGGACAGCAGACGGAUCCCUGCAGUGUAUUGCUUGCCCGUGUCCCUUGUCUGUGCACUCGAACAACUUUGCCAUCGGAUGCGUCCAGAGAGGCUUCGCCACCCAGUGUCUGUGUAAACCGGGCUAUGCGGGCGCCAGCUGCGAGCGCUGCGCGCCUGGUUACUAUGGCAACCCUAUGGUGAUCGGGAGCUCCUGCCGGCCGUGCGAGUGUAACGGGAACACGGAUUCCAACAUGCUGUUUAGCGACUGCGACCCACUCUCCGGCGCAUGCUCCAACUGCAUGUUCAAUACCGCGGGGCCGCGCUGCGAGGUGUGUGCGCCCGGUUACCACGGAGACGCCAUUGCCGCCAAAAACUGCACCAAAUGCGAUUGUUCUGCUUGUGGGACGGAGUCAUGUGACCCACGGACAGGAAGAUGUCAGUGCAAACCCGGCGUGACCGGUGCACGCUGCGACCACUGUGAGCCUGGUUACUACGGCUUCGAUGGGUGUAAUGGAUGCCAGAGAUGUAGCUGUGGUGCCGGCUCAGCAGAUACGACUUGUGAUGCUGGAACUGGUCAAUGUCGGUGUCUCCCAGGGGUCACCGGUCCUCGUUGCCAGCAGUGUGCCCCUGGAUACUGGGGCUUCGGUCCUAGCGGAUGCCUAAAAUGCAGCUGUAAAGGGGGCUCCUGUGACCCCCGGUCCGGAGAAUGCCAGUGCAGCGACGGGCUUACAGGGAAGCAGUGUGACACCUGCAGCCGCCCGCACGAGAUCCCCGUCGUUCAUGAGUCAGAGAGCAUGAAAUGCGAACCUUGUGACAGUUGUGUGGUGACCCUUUUGGAAGACCUACAGAGAAUGGGAGAUUUUAUACCCAUUGUCCGGGACCAGCUCACCAAUCUGAGUGUAAGCUCCAUCGCAUGGACCCGUCUCGGAAGCCUCAACAAUUCCAUCGCCAACAUCACGGACCUGUGGCUUCAGUAUCAGGGCCAGGUUAAUGGAAUAAAAGAUAAAGCCGAUGACCUGGAAGAUGACAGCAUUAGCCUUUCUCAGGAUCUUGAUGCUUUGCAAGACAAGAUGAAUAUGACCAAAAAAACAGCCAAUGCCGUGCAAAUAGCAACGAAAGCUACCAACCAAAAGGCCAAAGAUCUUAAAAGCAAAGUGAAGUCUCUCCAUAAUAUAUCUCUGGGGUUGAUCGAUCAGCUGAAGCGAAUCGGACAGUCGAACAGUAGCAACGUGACCUCCACGGAAGAGUUUAUACGAAUCAUUAUGGAGGUGGAGUCCAUGAUGAGAGAGAUGAGAGCAAAAGAUUUCAAACACCCCUCGGACUUGGCUGAGAAGGAGCUUGAUUUGGCCAGAAAACUGCUGGAUCGGGUUAAGGCCGAGCUGGUAAAAGCUCUUCAGACCAACCAGGAGCUGCUGAGUGAGACCAAGAGGCGCCUGGACACUUACAACUCCGAGGUGAUGGAUCUAAGAGAUGCUCUGAAUGAGGCGGUCAAUAAAACCCGUCAGACUGAAGACCUCAACACCCUUAACCAGAAUAACCUGGAGGAGAACACACUGAAAAUCAACGACCUCCAGAAGCAGCACAGAGAGAUGGUUGCGGCUUUGAAGAUGGCGGAAGAUUCUCUGGUCCAGGUCUCCGAUCUCCUGCAGAUGAUUGAAAGCCUAAAGGAGGAGUAUGAGAAGCUGGCUGCUGGACUGGAUGGCGCUCGUGGCCCAAUCUUGGACAAGGUGAAGAAGUUCUCCCCGGCCAGCGGGAAAAUCCCCAUUGUGGAGAAAGCGGAGAUGCAUGCUAAGGAGCUUGGCCAGCUGGCAAAGAACCUAUUCAGUGCCAUUGGUGAUUCAAAUCAGGAUACAUAUAUCCAGAAAGCCAUAAAUGCAUCUAAUGCGUACUCCAGUAUCAUUGAUUCUGUGAAACAAGCUGAGAAGGCAGCAAAGGACGCCAACCGCGCAGCUGGAGAGGCCGUGAAGAGUGUCAUUUCCGAGGACCUGGGCCGAAAGGGCCAAGAUUUGAAGAAAAAGAGCACGCAGCUGGAAGAAACUGCCAAAGAGGCCGAGAGGGAAUUGAGCGGAGAUGUUCUGAAGAAGCUUGAGGAGGCCAGGAAAAACCUUCUGGACACGAGAGAAAAGAAAGCAAGACUUCAGUCUGAUCUCAGCUCUGUGAUCGAGAAACUCGGCAGGACUCGAGAUAACGUCACAGACGAUAUCACAAGCGCCAAGUUUAAGGCAGCCGAGGCCAACGACACAGCCAAUAAAGUAGAAGCCACCUUGACCGACAUAAAGAAGAACCUGGAACAGUGGAAAGAGAAAUAUGGCGGUCUGCAAAAUGAAGAUGUAAACAAAGCCAUGGAGGAGGCAAAAACUUCUGUUUCUAAUUUGGAAAACACAAUACCCCUUCUUCUGGAUAAGCUGAAUAAACUGGAAAAACGUCAAGGCCAGAACGGCAGCAUCUCUGACAGCAUCCAGAGAAUCCGACAUUUGAUCUCUCAGGCUAGAGAUGCAGCUAGCAAGGUCAAAGUCCCUGUGAAGUUUAAUGGUACUUCAGGGGUGCAGCUGAGGACCCCAGAAAACCUGCAUGAUCUGGCCGCAUACACCUCCCUCAAACUGCAUGUCCAGAACUCUAGACCCCAGAACAAGAAGAAGCGUCAGGCUGAAACAGACCAGGGACGCUUUGUGAUGUUCCUUGGGCAUGAUGAUGGUUUGGGAGAUUACCUCGGACUGGUCCUGAAAGGGAACAAGCUGAACUUUGUCUACCAACUGGGAGAUGAGUCGCCCACCUUCCUGACCACCAGCGAGGAGAUCAAGGAGUCCUUUGUCACUGUCAGCAUAGAGCGGAUCCUGCAGUACGGGCAGAUGUCCACCACGGUUUUUUCGAGUCAGAUCUUGCACGAGAAGAAAGGAGACAGCACCGCCGUGGGCCAGCAGGGUCUGCUCAAUCUGGACCCGCAACGUGUGGUGUUCUACGUGGGAGGAUACCCUGAGGAAUUUGUGCCGCCGGAUGCUUUGAAUUAUCCAAGGUACCUUGGAUGCAUUGAAAUGGACACCCUGAACGAGAAGCCAAUCAGCCUGUACGAUUUUGAGAGGACCUUCCAGCUGGACACCACCCAGGAGAAACCAUGUGCCAGAUCCAAAUCCACCAGCGACCCUUGGCUCACAGAUGGGUCGUAUUUUGACGGCACGGGUUACGCAGAAAUAAAGCUAGACACCCUUCUAGGUUCCUCCAAGAGGUUUGAAAUGGACAUCCGUCUCGUCUCAUACAACGGGAUCCUCUUUUUCCUCGAUGCAGAGGAACAGUUCCUGUGUCUGGCGGUUCAGGAAGGAAAACUAACUCUCCACUUCGACAUCGGAGAGGGACUUCAGACGGCCAAGCCUGUGGACUCGUCGUUGGUUCACGUCAGCACUUCCACCGCCAAAGUGGUCCAGGUAAUCUUGGCGGUCAUUGCCGGUAAAAAGAGGAUAUUCGUGCGUCUGGAGAGACUAAACGUGUUUAUGGUGGAGUAUGAGAAUGGUAAACUGGAGUCGGCCCAAUAUUUUUACCUGGGGGGAGUUUCGCCCAACAAGCUGCCUGAUAGUCUGAAGGAGAUGUUCCCGGGAGGAGGCUCUAUCAGAGGCUGCAUGAAGGGCCUCAAAGCUUUGGGGAAAUACGUGGACCUGAAGAGGAUGAACACCACCGGCGUCAGCUAUGGCUGCACGUCAGACCUGCUGAUUGCAAGGGCCGCUCGGUUCCAUGGACAUGGGUUCCUCAAUAUGUCUUUGAAGAACGUGCCCAAUCUUCAGGAGGAUUUCUUCACGGGCUUUGGGUUCCAGACCAGCCAGAGCAACGCACUUAUGUACAGCCACUCUACGGAGGGGGGGUCAUGCCAGGUCUCUAUACAAGAUGGCCACGUGUCUGUGAAAGUCCUCUCAACGGAGCUAACGUCCAAGUCUCUGUAUGCAGAUGGAAUGGGCCAUUAUCUUACCCUGUACAGCAAUAAGGACAAGGUUUGGUUUUACUUGGAUGACCAGCUGCAGGAAACGCGGCAGAUAUCAGGAGUCGGUCAGACGGGCAAACUGGAGGCGGCCGCCAGCACCUUCCUCCUCGGCGGCUUCCCGGAGACGACGGAACCAGGGAAUCUGACCGGGUGCAUCAGUAACGUCUUUGUAAAGAGGAAAUCGGGUCCGCAGACGGUGCUGGAUCUGAUACAGAACCAGCAGAGUCAGAACGUGACUAUGAGCUGCAAGGACCACACGGAGGAUCAGGCACAGGAGAUAAGAGCUUUGCUCAGGAAAGAUAAACUCAAGGCACGGCAGAGGAAGCUGGCGUCGUUGGAACACAAGCAAUCAGAAGAGUCGUCCUGCGUUCUCCCCCAAACUGUGAAGGGGGCGAUGCGAUUUGGGGGAUCUCCCUUCAGCCACCUGGAGUUUGGAGAAAUCCCUGGUUUACUCAGAGAAAGGUUCCACUUCUCCCUGGAUGUCCGGCUGAACGCCUCCCAUGGUCUUAUCUUCUACACGGGCGAUGAGCAACAUCGCUCGUUCCUGGCGCUCUCUGUCUCCAACUCCCGGUUUGUUGUCCAGAUAGACGUCAGAGGAAAGAAAAUCCACGUGACCAGCAAAGACAAGUACAACGAUGGACAAUGGCAUACGGUUUUCUUCGGGAGAGAGAAGAAUAAGCUGCGCCUGGUUGUAGACGGACUGAAAGCAAAGAGCAGGACGCUGCCAUCCGGACUCGUGCUGCCUUUCACACAUUCAGUCUACGUUGGCGGACUCCCAGCCCAGAAAGUCCAACCAGCUAGUUUGGACCCAUCCCUAAGAGGUUUCAGUGGAUGUCUCAGAAACCUGAAGAUGGAUGGAAGACUCCUAAACUCCCCCAACAAAUCCAUGGGUGUCACUCCAUGCUACGAGGGGACCACAGAAAAGGGACUCUUCUUCUCGGACGGGGGAUUCCUAACGCUAGAGAAUUUAAUAAACUUGGGAGAGGAUCUGGAGCUGAAGCUGGAGAUCCGUCCGAUGCGCCCGUCAGGGAUUAUACUCCACUUAGAGACCAAGGAUGGUCAUUAUCUCACGCUCUCUGUGGCCGAAGGAAAGGUCACCGCAGCGGUGAACGUCGGAGCCGGUGAAUAUUCCACGUCGGUGGGAUUCCAGCAGAGUCUGUGUGAUGGACAGUGGCAUACGAUAGCAGUUACAAAAGGCAGGAACGUUAUCCAACUUGAUGUGGACACGGAAGGGAAUCACACCGUGGGAACCAGUCCAUCCCACCCGCUCAGGAGCAAAGGAACGCUCUAUGUGGGCGCCGUACCCGAGUCUCGCCACACCGCCCGGCACCCAGCCGCGCCUUCUCCGCACUCUCAUUAUCACGGCUGCAUGAGGAAUCUCGUCAUCAACCGGACGGCCGUCGACGUCUCUAAAUCCGGCGCGUUUACCGGAUCCGUCGGAGCCAACAUCUGCCCGGCUCUGUGAGGACCGACAGCGGGAAAGGCCCUCUGGACAAGCAGCGCUAAACUGUGCCAGUACUGGGGCGAGGAAUCGGGUGAUAACACAGGGUGACCCCUUUCUGCUCCUCCAGGAACAUGGGUGCUUUAAACCUUAUCUUGGGUUUCCGACUUAACCUCUUCUUGUCUGUGGUUGCACAGUUCUUAUUUGACACCAGUGAUUUAUAUAUAUUUAUAUGCAAAGUAC
Molecule: messenger RNA, 11387 nt
Organism: Spea bombifrons (plains spadefoot toad)
Lineage: Eukaryota; Metazoa; Chordata; Amphibia; Anura; Pelobatidae
Gene: LAMA5
Product: laminin subunit alpha 5
Exons: 80
Coding region: 21-11168 (3715 amino acids)
Biological process (GO): regulation of cell adhesion; regulation of cell migration; cell adhesion
Cellular component (GO): basement membrane
Molecular function (GO): signaling receptor binding; extracellular matrix structural constituent
Source: RefSeq, a predicted model, not a curated record